AUGGCCGACCAAUUUAAAGCUCGAACGCUGAAACGCAAAAACGUCAAAGGUCUCGCUCUGAAUGCAGCACCCAAACCCCUCUCCAACCCGUCCGAUGGCGAUGCCCAAGUUCCCGGUGCGAUUGGAAAUACCGACAGCAACCGCACCGAUACGCUGGAAAUCGGGCUGGAGUUCCGCCUUGAUCUUCGCAGUGAGGAUUUGAUCACCUUAAAAGAACUAGGGGCGGGCAAUGGCGGUACAGUCUCCAAGGUCAUGCAUGCGUCUACUAAAGUUGUCAUGGCCCGAAAGAUUAUCCGUGUCGAUGCCAAGGAGAACGUUCGAAAACAGAUACUGCGAGAGCUUCAAGUUGGCCACGACUGCAACUCCCCAAAUAUCGUGACCUUCUAUGGAGCAUUCCAAAAUGAAGCUAGGGAUAUUGUUCUGUGUAUGGAAUACAUGGACUGUGGUUCUCUUGAUCGUAUAUCCAAAGACUUCGGUCCUGUCCGAGUGGAUGUACUAGGCAAGAUCACAGAGUCAGUACUGGCUGGUCUCGUGUAUCUCUAUGAAGCGCAUCGCAUUAUGCAUCGUGAUAUCAAACCAUCCAACAUCCUUGUCAAUUCACGGGGAAACAUUAAACUUUGCGAUUUCGGCGUCGCUACUGAGACUGUCAAUUCAAUCGCCGACACCUUUGUCGGCACGUCGACCUACAUGGCACCCGAGCGCAUUCAAGGCGGCGCGUAUACUGUCCGUUCGGAUGUCUGGAGUGUAGGCUUGACGGUCAUGGAAUUGGCCGUGGGUCGAUUUCCCUUUGAUACCUCAGAUUCUUCGGCAGGGGACCGAGCUAGUGCUGGCCCUAUGGGUAUCUUGGACCUUUUACAACAAAUUGUCCAUGAGCCUGCUCCGAAGCUUCCAAAGAGUGAUGCUUUCCCCCCAAUCCUGCACGAGUUUGUCGCCAAAUGCCUCCUUAAAAAGUCCGAAGAGCGGCCAACACCCCGAGAAUUAUAUGAUAAGGAUGCGUUCCUUCAGGCUGCUAAACGCACACCAGUUGAUCUUCAAGAAUGGGCAAUUAGCAUGAUGGAGCGACAUAACCGGAAGUCUUAUCUAGCUCCCCCACCGCCCAAGUCUCUCAAGGACGAGAAAGAAGAAUCACCGCGCCGUAGCCCCGCUCCAAAGCCAGCAGUUAGCAAAUCGGCUCGCACACCACACUACACGCCAACAUCUGGAGAGAUCCCGUUGAAUAUGGUCAAUGAAAUGUCUUCCCAAAGCCGGCAUUAUCACGUACCGCCGAACCCAUCUCCUCGCCCCAGUCGGUCGACCAGAUCCCCGCCCGCGAUAUCACUAGAGCAUCUUUCUUUGGAAACCAAGGAUGAUGAUUAUCGAUCGGGACGCCGCCCCUCUCGUGCGCACUUAGGAGACCCGGUGUCAGCACUGGAACCACCCUCUCGUCAGCACAUCGCAUCUCGUUCAGCGAGCUCCCACAACAUGAAGUCGAGAAUGCCACUUCAGACAUCAGCUAUGCCAGUUCGCGCAGCUCCUCCCAGUGGGCCCUUACCACCAGCUCCGGUGCCGGGAGCACCAUGGCAACGCUAA
Aspergillus bombycis is the source of this 1569-nucleotide messenger RNA. It is a transcript of the gene ste7, whose product is annotated as MAP kinase kinase Ste7. Gene Ontology annotation, biological process: protein phosphorylation. Gene Ontology annotation, molecular function: ATP binding; protein kinase activity. The record is from RefSeq and is a predicted model, not a curated record. The coding region runs from base 1 to 1569 and encodes 522 amino acids. The transcript has 4 exons. Lineage: Eukaryota; Fungi; Ascomycota; Eurotiomycetes; Eurotiales; Aspergillaceae.